ACCUGAAACUGCACCUCCAGAGCACAGACUAUGGGAACUUUCUGGCCAAUGAAGCCUCCCCCCUCACUGUCUCUGUCAUAGAUGACAAGCUGAAGGAGAAGAUGGUGGUGGAGUUUCGUCACAUGAGGAACCAUGCCUAUGAGCCCCUAGCAAGUUUUCUGGACUUCAUCACGUACAGCUACAUGAUCGACAAUGUCAUUCUGCUGAUCACUGGGACUCUGCACCAGCGUUCCAUCUCCGAACUGGUGCCCAAGUGUCAUCCUCUGGGAAGUUUUGAGCAGAUGGAAGCUGUGAACAUUGCUCAGACGCCUGCGGAACUGUACAAUGCAAUCCUGGUGGACACUCCCCUGGCUGCUUUCUUCCAAGACUGCAUAUCUGAACAGGACCUGGAUGAAAUGAACAUUGAAAUCAUUCGAAACACGCUGUAUAAGGCUUACCUGGAGUCCUUCUACAAGUUCUGCAAGGUGCUGGGAGGUACCACGGCAGAUGCCAUGUGCCCGAUCCUGGAGUUUGAAGCGGACCGGAGGGCCUUCAUUAUCACCAUCAACUCAUUUGGUACUGAGCUAUCCAAGGAGGACCGAGCGAAGCUGUUCCCACACUGUGGCAAGCUCUACCCUGAGGGCCUGGCUCAGCUAGCCAGAGCAGAUGACUACGAACAAGUCAAAAACGUUGCUGACUACUACCCUGAGUACAAGCUGCUAUUUGAAGGGGCUGGCAGCAACCCUGGAGACAAAACCCUUGAAGACAGGUUCUUUGAGCAUGAGGUGAAGCUGAACAAGCUGGCCUUCCUCAACCAGUUCCACUUUGGAGUGUUCUACGCCUUCGUGAAGCUGAAGGAGCAGGAGUGCCGCAACAUUGUGUGGAUCGCAGAGUGCAUCGCCCAGCGGCACAGGACCAAGAUUGACAACUACAUUCCCAUCUUCUAAACCUGCUUUGCUCCUGACCCACCUUCCUGCCCCUGGAGUCCGGAGGGACCCCUGUCUAACUCCCCGAGUGAUCCCUUGCCCAGACUCCAGGGAUGUCCCAUCUGUGGAACUGGCUCAGAUGAGGAAACUGUACAGUUACUAGUUAAAUUAUUCACAAGCUGAAGUUUGAGUUGUGUGCGCUGUGAGGGGUCCGGAGGGACCAGUGGCACAGGCUUGGCCCUGUGCAGCAGGAGGGAUGCCUCCUGUUGUGUAUCUCAUAGUCCCUGUGCUUCUGUAUUAAUCUGCUGUAUGUGCUUACGCUCGUAGAGCAAGCACCAGCUGCGGGGUUGAUGCCUCCAAGGGGUUCCCACUGCU
Molecule: messenger RNA, 1280 nt
Organism: Phaethon lepturus (White-tailed tropicbird)
Lineage: Eukaryota; Metazoa; Chordata; Aves; Phaethontiformes; Phaethontidae
Gene: ATP6V0D1
Product: ATPase, H+ transporting, lysosomal 38kDa, V0 subunit d1
Exons: 7
Biological process (GO): proton transmembrane transport; vacuolar transport; vacuolar acidification
Cellular component (GO): lysosomal membrane; proton-transporting V-type ATPase, V0 domain; vacuolar proton-transporting V-type ATPase complex
Molecular function (GO): proton-transporting ATPase activity, rotational mechanism
Source: RefSeq, a predicted model, not a curated record